Ziziphus jujuba (common jujube) is the source of this 444-nucleotide messenger RNA. RefSeq lists its product as uncharacterized. The transcript has a single exon. Bases 1 to 444 code for a protein of 147 amino acids. The record is from RefSeq and is a predicted model, not a curated record. Lineage: Eukaryota; Viridiplantae; Streptophyta; Magnoliopsida; Rosales; Rhamnaceae.
AUGAAUUCAGGAAAGCUGUUAUCUCUUCAUGAUGGAGAUAUUCUGCACAAUCCAGAAGAAUAUAGGAGUGUUGUAAGAGCAUUACUGUAUGUGACAAUUACUAAACCUGAGAUCAGUUUUUCAGUCAACAAACUAUAUCAGUUUGUUCAUUCACCAAAGACAACUCACUGGAAUGCUUGUAAAAGAUUGCUUAGAUACUUGAAAGGUAAUGUUAACUGUGGUUUGCAUCUAAGAGUUCUUGAAUUGAACAAGCUGGUGUUUCAUGGCUUUGCUGAUAGUGAUUGGGCAAGCUGUCCUGACACUCGAAGAUCCUGCACAGGAUACUGUGUUUUCUUUGGGCCUAAUUUGAUAUCUUGGAGUUCAAAGAAACAACCUGUGGUUUCUAGAUCUAGUACUGAAGCAGAGUAUAAAGCAUUGGCAAACAUUAUAGCUAAACUCAGCUAG